AUGGCUCGGACCACACAGAACGCAUCCAAGAGUGUAGGGUUGUCUGAUUAUCGACAACGUAGCAACCUGUCAAGAGAGCAGAUCCUGGCGCUGAUCAAUGGUGUUACGGACGAUGAAGACAUGGAGCUGGAUGAGCAGGAGGACAAGCCUGAGUCUGAGCAAGAGAGCAAUGUUACAGACCAUGACCAGUCAAGCAUUUACUGUUACCGGUGCCAUAACGGUGGCAGCCUUGUCACCUGUUGCCGCUGCACCCGGGAUGUCUGUGCGCAGUGUCUUGGGCGGUUGGACUUCUCUGCCAUACAGGAUGUGUGGAGCUUCAUAUGCCCCGUAUGCCAUGGGGAAGAUAAACAGUUGAAGGACGAGCCAUACUACGCAUUCUAUCUUGGCCGGUCCAUUCCGGCCGUGCAAGAGCCCUGCCCAGUUGUAGGCACAAACAUUGGCCCACGGAAAGCCUUCUGUUCCACUGCACCCGUUGUCAUCUUAUCCUUCCGGCUCAAGUCACUUGGCAACCGUGGCAGUGUCCCGUUGAUGUUGCGCACCCAUCUUGAAAGUUAUUUUUGGUGUACCGACAACCUCCACUACCACGAUAUCGUCUUUGAUUUCCAUACUGUGAAGGAUGCCGCAAUUCAUGCCAGGCGUAUGAAGAGUCUCGUCCCAAAUGUCCGCCUUGUCACCUUCAUCUACACGCACAGCAACGUGCACACAGGCGACCUAUACCAUGCUCAUGAUGCAACCUCGCCUAUAGACGAGUGGUUCAACAUUGUGCUCACCGAUGAGUUCAAAGUACUAUGCGACAAGGUCUCACAGCAUUGGAUGUUCAUCCUUGCCUGUGGUGCCAUUGUCAACAACAACACCGCACGCAUGCACCUCAAGCGUCAACUUCUCGAGUACAAGGUCCCCUUUGCGUUUGGCUUCUCAGCCGCAACGUUCAAUGCCCACCUCAGCUCCGACUUCAUCAUCCACUUUGCCACACGCGUCAUCAUCCAGCUUGCUGUCCCUCUUCGCCACACAAUGGCUCGUAUGCUUAACAUGUCCUUCAGCCUCCGUCUCCACAGUGGUGUCAUUGUCUUCCGCUACCACAACAGCAUGGAGAACACCCCAUCGAUCACUGUCGAGAACUAUGUGUGGCACCACCCAAACCUUGCACCUGGCGGGAUGCGCAUACCAUCCCAGUGCCCUGAUUGCAUGCGGCUUGGUACCCUGAAGCCCAUCAAAAGUGUCGAGCGCGAUACCAUGCAGUACUUUGCUGGCUUCAAGUGCAAGCGCUGCAAGUGGAUGAAAAGAAAGUGGGUGAGCUAUGACCCAAGGGAUGGAAACUUGGUGGACAAGGUGAACGGUAAAUGGUUCCUGGAUAUCAUAGAUCCUGACGAUGGGGAGGUGGCCUCAUCCAUUGAUGCUGAUGCUCCUGAGGAUGAUGGGAUUAAGGCGGAAGAGUUGUACUACGCAAGGGCUUGA
Rhodofomes roseus is the source of this 1455-nucleotide messenger RNA. RefSeq lists its product as uncharacterized. The coding region runs from base 1 to 1455 and encodes 484 amino acids. The transcript is spliced from 5 exons. Lineage: Eukaryota; Fungi; Basidiomycota; Agaricomycetes; Polyporales; Fomitopsidaceae. The record is from RefSeq and is a predicted model, not a curated record.